This is a messenger RNA of Bursaphelenchus okinawaensis, 4299 nucleotides long. NCBI's taxonomy places the organism in Eukaryota, Metazoa, Nematoda, Chromadorea, Rhabditida, Aphelenchoididae. The record is from the annotation of a GenBank genome assembly.
AUGUCUGACGGCGGCAAGGGAUCGCCUCCGGGCACGCCACCCCUCAAUAACAAUACGAUUCCGCCGUCCGCGUCGGCGUGCUCACUGCAUCCCGGCCGACGUGUGCGAUUCCGGGAAGAGGGCCACGAUGGAACGGUACGCCAUUCCUUGGGCUCAGGUAAGAAUGGUUGGUCAGAGAACGAGCAGAAAGUUGUGAUAGAUCAGGAGUUUGUGGUAAAAGGGCGAGGAGUUGCUGUAGACGGGUUGGGAUAGGGUGAAAGUUGGGUAAUUACGACGAAAAAUUGAUUUUAAAGGCAGUGACUUGGCUAAAAAUGGUAAAAUUUUCCAAAAACUUCAAAAAACUUACCUUUGCUUGGCCAAAGACAAAAAAAACAUACCUAAAAUACCAAGAAUCUCACCCACAAAACCCAAAAGUUAAGCGGAAAACGUUUUAUCAGACCCUCGUAAUUACCGGGGAUUGUUCACGGCCGCUUAAUGGGACUUGAUUGGCGGAACGAAAGAACACUUUCUCAAUGCGAAAACUGCAUAACCAUGCAAUCUCCUCCUCAGCUUUCAAAAACUCGUACUUAAACAUUCGUGAUAAUACGUACUACGUCUGUUGCGACCUUACGAAAACCUACGUCUACUUUGUGUAAAAUUGGAGUUGUUUUUGAGGCUGGAUAACUUCAAAAGUAUUAUAGCUUUACUCUACAAACGUUAUUGCUUUUGUUACCUAACAUUAAAGUACUGCUUUGGCUUAGGUUUUUCAACAAGUUUAAACAAAGAUUUAAAGUUUAAAGCUUAUAUUAUUAUACCAAAAAGCUGGUACGACCAAAAGCUCAUACCUAAUUUAAUAUCCUACCUAAAACUCUCUUUGCUACAACUUCUUCUAUUAAAACCCCUAAAUAUACUAAAACCCCUAAAAUACGCAUAAAUUUCGAUGUCAACUGUUACGAAAUGAGCGUCCGCCGACCACUGGCUGAUAUUCCACUGAUUCCAUUAAGUAGCUUCGCGCUGGCGGGCUCGCCCCUCCUCCUGUCACGUGAUUGUUCGCAGAGCACGUUUGUGCAGCGGGUUGACAGUCCUCCUCAAGAAGGUCGGUGAAGAGGCGCCAAAACUUGAAGGCGUUUCAAACUUUUAAAGUUUUGGGUUUUUGGGUUGAGACUAGGUAAUGGGUUGGGAAUGGUUAAGGUAAUGGUAGGCUGGUAAAAAUGUUUACAAUUGGUAUUAUUUUAGGUUUAAAUUGGUUUGAUAACUAAAAAAUAGAUUUUCGGAGGUUUUAAGAUCAUUUUUUGAUAAAAUACGCCUGUUUUUACUACUGCAAUAUAAAUUUUUUUAUAAACUUUAAGGUUUUGAAUUCGCCAGCUCUUCCACUUCAUUUUAAAUUAAAAUAUUAAAAAGUUUAUGCUCAGAACACUUCAGAAUUUAAAAACUCCAAGUUGUUUUGAACUUAAAACACUUUAAAAUUUAACUUUUUUCAAGAAUUUUGAGCUUUUUGAACUUUUUUCAAAUUUUUUCAACUUUUUCUUCAAACUUUUAACCUUUUUUGGUUCCUCAAAACUGGGUUAAGUUCAAAAGAACCUCGCUGCAAUGCCUUUCCUAAACUGCAGUUUUUAAACUUAUUUAGCGGCGAGGGCAGGUCACGUCACAAAGUUAUGACAAAUAACCCCCCGUUUCCAUUUGCAGGCCAACCACACUCGACGGCGGAACGAAAUCCAUUGGAUUCGAGUUCCUCAUCGGUUGUCAACUACAUUCCCAUGAACGAGGCCUCCUUCGACUACAACGCCGAGCAGUUUGAGUUGCGCGUUCACCCGCCCAAACAGUACCGAUGUCUGUGCGGAGCAAUUCACGUUGUGGUAGGUUAACAUAGUUUUUUGAGGGGGAGAGGGUUGAUUUUGGUUUAAAGGGGGUAAAAAUGGCUUUGAUUGCUUGUGAAUAAAAAAGUAGUUGAGAAGAGGAGGGAUGACUUAAAAUUUUUUUAGUCCUUAAAAGUUCAAAAACCUAUGUUUCGUACCAAGACUUAUCUAUAUGAUCAUCGCAAACUAUAUUCUAAACAUAAUAUAAUCGUCUAAAUACAAUUACCAUCUUUUAGCUUGGAACAAAACUGUUUCUUGUACUUUAUGUGAUAUUAACCAUGUUUGGCUUGGUGUUUGGAAUGGUGCAAGCGAUGGUAUGGACAGGUAUACCAUUCCUGGUCACCGUGAUGACAAUAUACGGUUUCUGUAGAAAGAAACACAAAUAUCUGUAUCCGUUUCUUAUCAUAUCUGUAAGUUUUUUGUUGCAAUCUUUGUUUGUGCCAAUCUAUAGUGUUGCUUUUGAACUUAAGCUGGUUAGGAUAAGGCAUGUAUAAUGUGAAGAUAUGGGUAAGGUAGGGUAGGAUAAGAUAUGAAACUAUAUUAGCACCAGUAAGCUAGAGUAGGGAAGUGUAGGAUAUGGUAAGGUAGGAUAAGGUAUUACAGAUUUUGGUCAAAACCAUAACUUAUGUCAUAUUUUACCAAUCAAAAUAGGAAGUCAAAAAAUUAAUUUAAAAAUGUAUUCACAACAUAAAACAUGAUUACCUUUUUAUUCAUAAAACAUAUAAGAUUCACAUGUUAACAAUAAUGCCCUAAUCUAUGACAUUUCCAAAAGCAACCCCUAUAACAUGACAUUUUUCAAAUCAAAAUAAUUUAUGACAUUUUCCUCCAAAUUUCAAACAAAUUAUGAUAACAUACGAUCCAUUUACUUCCGUUUCCACGAGUUUAUUUUUAGGUUGUGCAGUUAAUUGUGUGCUUAAUUAUGGGUCUUGUUAUUGCAACCUUUUCAAUUGUAAAUUAUGAAACAUUGAAGCUCAUUCUGGGUAAGUUCCGAACAUGUUUCUCUCUCAGCAUAAUUAAUAUAUACACAUCUCAUUUGGAAUGAAAUACUUUUGCAAUAAGUAAUGGAAAUGAGUACUAAAUGUUCACAGAGAUUGCAAAAUGCAUUUUAAUAGGUUGUUCAAAUAAUUCUGUGCCCUUCACAAAGUAAAUUUUUGGGGUUAGGGGGCACAGUAUUAUGCUCAAAGCAGGGGCGUCGCUACGGAUUUUUUUUCUGGGGGGGGUGGAUCCACCCCCCCUCCACCCCCCCCUAGCGACGCCCCUGGCUCAAAGUAAUUUUAAACUAAUGAACUUUUGAAAAUUCAAAAAUCAUUCAAAUUUUUUAAAUUUUGAAGAAAAGCAUAUUUUUGAAGACCACCAAGCCCAAAACAUAUGUUUCUUGAUCAUUUAGUUCAAAUUUUGAAUUACUUUGACGUAGAUGUAAUGUAUCAUAAGUAUAGCAUGACAAUGGCUAUGAUAUUACAGGCGCAUUUGUUUAACGUGUCAAAUGUCAAACUAUGUCAUGAUAUAUAAUACAAAUUAGUAUUUUUAGAAAAUGAUGUUUGUUUUACAUACCAUAGGCAUGGGAAUGGUAAUUUAAACUACCUAAGUAAUCAAAUUUUACAACAAAAGUAAAUUUGAAUCAAGUUUUAAAAAGUCUUGUCGUUCUGAAGGUGAAAAUCAAUAUAAAUUGGAGACAAAACUUUGGUGAUGGGUUACUGAACUUGAUACCCUAGCUUUAAACUCAAAAUUAAAUUUUACAUAUAAUAUAUUAGCUAUAGUAUAGCUGUACUAAAACUGAUUACUUUCAGCCCACAACAUGAAAGGUGAGCCAUCAACAACAGUUAUCGUAGCAAUCGUUGGAGGUACGGUCUUCUCCUGCUUUCUUUUGGGUGUCAUUCAUAUUUGGCAAGUCAUGGUGAUUUACAAGUAAGUUUUUUACUGCAACACUGUUUUCUAUAUCAAAAAUGAAAAAUUUGUAGUAGUAUCAAUGUAUGCCUUGUGUAAGUACGCCAUUCUUUCUUAAUUUUUUUUUUUAUUAUUUUAGUAUUAUUACGCCAUAUAUUAACUAUGAAGAUAUAGAAAUUAAAAAAAAUUUUGUUUUCAACAGCUUCAUCCUUUAAAAACAAGCCUAAACCUUUUUCAUUUUACAUAACAUACUAUAAUAUUAAACAAAAUAUCAAACAUUUCAAAAUCCUAUGAGACAUUCCCAUUGACACUUCUUUUCUUCAUGACACUUCCUUUUUCGUGUAGCCGACUUCUGAGUAAAAACAUCGUACGAAAAGCAACUUUUAAUUAAAAAUCUUUCAGCUGUCUUCAAUACUUUGAAUACGACUUGAAGCCAGACCGUGCUCUGGUCAGUACGCACGGAGAUUUCACCAAUAAUGGCUUGAGUUUCUUCGAAAGCACCCAGAAAAUGCCUCAUAACAUUGAUCAAUUGGCCAGUUACAACUCGGAAAUGCAGCGACGGGUCGAAAUCAUGGCAUAA